Messenger RNA from Schistosoma margrebowiei, 1088 nucleotides. Lineage: Eukaryota; Metazoa; Platyhelminthes; Trematoda; Strigeidida; Schistosomatidae. The record is from the annotation of a GenBank genome assembly.
AACGAGCUUCACUCAAAUUCAAGGUCACGCGGUAUGAGUUUCCAGAAAGUCGGGGGAUUCGAAAUUUUUGGCUGGUCGGUUGCCGGAAACGAGACCUGUGUUGCUGUACGUAAGAAUGGUCAAGUAUUCGGUUUUGAUGUUGGAUUUUCACCUAGACCACUCGUUUUUGCUGACCAUAUAUUUAUUAGAUCAUAUUGGAGCUAUUGCCCAGCAUAUGAAAAAGAGAGCCUUAAAUGAUCUAGGAACAGCGACGUAUUUCAUGCCAAAGCAUCUGGUCCCACAUGUGAAGACUAUUUGCGAUGCUUUCACUGACAUGUCUGAAAAAGUUGACUCAGACUUUGUUGGUACUUUUGUUCCCGUUGAACCAGGAAAUAAAUAUGAGUUAUCGAAUAAUUGGCAUGUUGUUGUUUUUUCAACUGAUCACUCGAUUACUAGUGUGGGUUAUUUACUUUAUUCUCGAGAUCCUACUGGCAAAGAAGUUCCGCAAAUAGCUUAUUUAGGUGAUUCUAGAUUUACUGUUAUUCGUGAAGCGAAUUCACUCUGCCCAGAUCUUUUAUCAUCUCGCUUAUUGAUAAUGGAGGCAACAUUUCUAGAUAAUCCAGAUCGUAAGAUUGAAAGCGCUAAAAGUCAUGGUCACACGCAUUUGGAUGAAAUUCGUCAGAAUGCUUCUUUGUUAAAGGAUCCUCAUGUACCAAGAUCUAAUGAAUAGCCGAAAACAAAUGGUAAAAGCAAUACUUACAUGGGAGUAUUUAGCGGCCUUGAUAACACCGAUCGAGAAGUCAAUCGGACGACAUUAGCGACUAUAGUAAGAGGCGAUCUCAGAGAAGAAUUAGUCAAGACUUUUAAAGCUGCUCAUCAAAGUAGGAUCUGUUGAUUAUAUCUAUCUAAUACACUUCUCAGAUCGUUACAGUUAUAAUGAUAUCAUCCGUCUUUGUCACAAAGAUAUGCCUAAUUGGUUAGUCAAUCGUAUUAUACCAUCUGUAACUGCUAAACAUUGUCUUGAAAGUAGAUGAUACUUAUAUUGAUAUUUCUUUUCUAUAGAUUUUUGUAAAUUUUAUGUAGUUUGUAUAAUUUACCAAUAAAAUAAA